This is a messenger RNA of Peniophora sp. CBMAI 1063, 1311 nucleotides long. NCBI's taxonomy places the organism in Eukaryota, Fungi, Basidiomycota, Agaricomycetes, Russulales, Peniophoraceae. The record is from the annotation of a GenBank genome assembly.
AUGGCCGAGUACGACCUCACAAAGACGGUGAUCCCGUACCUGGACCGCCACCUAUCCUUCCCGCUACUCGCGCACUUGACCGAGCUCGAGAUCUUCCCGGCCGAAGAUGUACUGGCCGCGCAGUAUGAGCUUGCCAAGGGCACAAACAUGGUCGACUACGCUGCCAGUCUGUUCGAGCAGCUGCACCCUGGCGAUGAGCCUCCAGCAGAAUUCGCCGCAAAACGCGACUCUGCCGUCGCAACAAACGAGCGGCUGCAGCAGGAAGCUCAAGCCGUACUGGACGUGAUCGAGAAGCCCGAAGUCGCCCAAGCUCUCCGCCAAGACAAAAAUCAAAACCUGGCGUUCCUGCGCGACAACUACCAAGUGACGCCGCAGCAGAUCGAGGCGCUGUACAACUUCGGCCAGUUCCAGUACUCGUACGGAAACUACUCGGGCGCCGCGGACUACCUGUACCAUUUCCGCGUGCUGAGCACGGACGCGGAGAAGAACCUGAGUGCGAGCUGGGGGAAGCUCGCGAGCGAUAUCUUGACGGGAAAGUGGGACACCGCGCUGGAGGAGCUCGCGAACCUCCGCGACACACUCGACGCGCGCGCAGCGGCACCUGCGCUGGCCAGCGACUCGCGCGCCGGACUCUACGCACGUGCAUGGCUGCUGCACUGGUCUCUGUUCGUGUACUUCAACCACCCCACCGGCCGCCAGACGCUCCUCGAGACCUUCCUCGCACCCGCCUACCUCAACACAAUCCAAUCCGCCUGCCCCUGGGUCCUCCGCUACCUCGCCGUCGCCGCCGUUCUCGCACGGGGCGCGCCCAGGUCACGAUACGCGCUCAAAGACGUCGUGCGCGUCGUCUCCGCCGAGUCGUACCAGUACUCGGACCCCGUCACGCGCUUCCUCACCGCGCUCUACACCGACUUCGACUUCUCGUCCGCGCAGGCCGAGAUGGCGGCGGCGGAAGCGCUCGUGGCGGACGACUUCUUCCUGUCCGAGUUCCGCGCGGAGUUCGUGGAGAACGCGCGGUACCUGGUCAGCGAGGCGUACUGCAGGAUCCACACGCGGAUCGACUUGGGCGUGUUGAGCGGCGUGCUGAAUAUGGAGCCGGCGGAGGGCGAGAAGUGGAUCGUGAACUUGAUCAGGGAUACGAAGAUGGGCGCGGACGCGAAGAUCGAUCUCGAGAAGAACGUCAUCGCCAUCAACCGUCCAGCACAACCCGUAUACCAGACCGUCAUCGAGAAGACGCGUGGGCUCGCUCUUCGCACACAAGCACUCGGUGCUGGCACCGUGCGUGCACCGGUCGAGGCCGCGCGCGGCUGA